UGAUUAAGGUGAUACUUGACAGCAUCUCUUCUAAGAACACAAUGCUAAAAAUGGGCAGAAAAUGCCAGCUUGGGGAAGGUAAACUAUUGCCUAUCCCUAAAUGGAUUUCAAAGCUGAAAGGACUUUUCCUGGUAAGGAUGGGCACCGAACUCCAAUUCAUUGAUGUUCCCCUUGUUCUUACAGCACAGUGGGGAUCGUGGCAAGUGAACAGGGGCUCUGGAGAGCAGUGUGCACCUGAGCCCCCAGCAUGGCAGGGCUAAAGCGGCGGGCCAGCCAAGUAUGGCCUGAGGAGCGGGGAGAGCAGGAGCAUGGGCUGUACAGCCUGCACCGCAUGUUUGACAUCGUGGGCACCCACCUGACGCACCGAGAUGUGCGUGUCCUCUCCUUCCUUUUCGUUGAUGUAAUUGACGACCAUGAGCGUGGCCUCAUUCGAAGUGGACGAGAUUUCUUGUUAGCGCUGGAGCGCCAGGGCCGAUGUGAUGAAAGUAACUUUCGACAGGUGCUGCAGCUGCUACGCAUCAUCACUCGACAUGACCUGCUGCCCUAUGUCACACUCAAGAGGAGGCGGGCUGUGUGCCCAGACCUUGUAGACAAAUACCUGGAGGAAACGUCAGUCCGUUACGUGACCCCCAGAGCCCACAGUAACCCAGAGCCGGGACCUCCCCAAACCCCUAAAUCAGUGCCUCCCCACUAUCCUGUGGUGUGCUGCCCCAAUGCUGGCCAACAGAUGUGCAUCAAACGGCCAACUCGAGGGAGAGCAACACUUGUAAGUCAGCGGAAGCGCCGGAAGUCCGUGACACCAGACCCCAAGGAGAAACAGACCUGCGACAUCAGGCUUCGGGUGAGGGCUGAGUACUGCCAGCAUGAGACAGCUCUGCAGGGCAACGUCUUCUCAAAUAAGCAGGACCCACUUGAACGCCAGUUUGAGCGUUUCAACCAGGCCAAUACCAUCCUCAAAUCUCGGGACCUGGGUUCCAUCAUCUGUGACAUCAAGUUCUCUGAGCUCACCUACCUCGAUGCCUUUUGGCGCGACUACAUCAAUGGCUCCCUCCUGGAGGCGCUCAAAGGUGUCUUCAUCACAGACUCACUUAAACAGGCUGUGGGCCAUGAGGCUAUCAAGCUGCUGGUGAAUGUGGAUGAGGAGGACUAUGAGCUGGGCCGACAGAAACUCCUGAGGAACUUGAUGUUGCAGGCACUGCCCUGACCCUCCUCUCACCUUUCACAAAUCUGGGGCCUCAGCUCGGCGCCCAUCUCUGGAGUUCACACACUGUUUGGGGUUUUCUCCACACCCCUCCUGUCACCUUCGCUCCCCCUCCCCUUCUUUUUUAAAGGAAAAGACAAAAAAGUGGAAGUGGUGUGUCUCCCCAUCCCCUCCCCCACCCAGACUUCCACAAGCCUGGGAGUCCAGCCUGGGCAAGGAAGGAAGAAGCAGUCUUGUCUCAGUGCUCUGUGGAACCGCUGCUGAAGUUGUUUGGGGGGUCAAUAGGCGGCUCUCUCAAUCGCCCUCAGGCUUCACGAGGGCUUGUUUUGUUUUGUUUUGUCUGAGGAAACCAAAGGGCUGUGGUGUGGGAGCUUGCUGGAGAGGUAAGAGUCAGGGUUGUAUCGUGGGGAUUUAUUACCACAUGCCCUCCACCCUGCUGAGAUUGUAAGUAACAAGUUGAACAACACACGUAAAGGUAUGGCCUCCUCACUUGCUCACUCCUGGCCCCUGGUGCUUCCCUCCCUCUCCCCCCCAUCUCCCAGGGACAGAGAUUAGGAGCUCUUUUCCUAGUCUGGGUCCUUCAUUUACCCUCUGUUAGCUCCUUUUCUAGGAAGCAGUGAGAAGGGAGGACUGGGGCAGCCCAAGAACCCCUUGCCUGUGCACAAGUGCCUGUGUGUGUGUGUGUGCAGGAUGGGGGGAAGGGUUGCUGGGAGCACACACUCCCUAAGAAAGGGGUGUGUGGCAUUUUUUCCUUCCAUGUUCAAGUGAAAAUAAAUGUAUCCUGCAGCCCA
This is a messenger RNA of Trichosurus vulpecula (common brushtail), 1992 nucleotides long. It is a transcript of the gene DEDD, whose product is annotated as death effector domain containing. The transcript has 4 exons. Gene Ontology annotation, molecular function: DNA binding; protein binding. Bases 248 to 1204 code for a protein of 318 amino acids. Gene Ontology annotation, cellular component: nucleolus. The record is from RefSeq and is a predicted model, not a curated record. NCBI's taxonomy places the organism in Eukaryota, Metazoa, Chordata, Mammalia, Diprotodontia, Phalangeridae. Gene Ontology annotation, biological process: apoptotic process; extrinsic apoptotic signaling pathway via death domain receptors; regulation of apoptotic process.